Messenger RNA from Cryptomeria japonica (Japanese cedar), 1927 nucleotides. Its product is annotated as suppressor of mec-8 and unc-52 protein homolog 1. Gene Ontology annotation, molecular function: protein binding. NCBI's taxonomy places the organism in Eukaryota, Viridiplantae, Streptophyta, Pinopsida, Cupressales, Cupressaceae. The coding region runs from base 240 to 1781 and encodes 513 amino acids. The record is from RefSeq and is a predicted model, not a curated record. Gene Ontology annotation, biological process: mRNA splicing, via spliceosome. Gene Ontology annotation, cellular component: precatalytic spliceosome. The transcript has 16 exons.
AUGGGUAUGCUCUAACUUCACCACGACAAAAUCAUAGCUUCGAUAUCCAUGGAGCUUUAAUCUACAGCUUAUUGCCAUAAAAGCAAAAAUAAUACGGCUGUUGUCUGAUGCAACGGAGCCUUCUUAGAGCAAUGCGUUUCCCAUGAUCUCACUGACUAAAGAUAUCGUAAGAAAAAUACGCGGAAAUAUUGCGAGGAUUUCGUAGUGGGGAAGAAAAAUAAACCAAGCAGCAGGCAGCCAUGUCCACUCUCGAAAUCGAAGCUCGCGAUGUGAUAAAAAUUGUGCUACAGUUUUGUAAGGAAAAUUCCUUGCAUCAAACAUUCCAGAUUUUGCAAAAUGAGUGCCAGGUUUCACUCAACACUGUGGACAGCCUUGAAACAUUCAUGGCAGAUAUUAACAGCGGACGAUGGGAUUCAAUAUUGCCGCAAGUUGCACAGCUUAAGCUUCCGAGAAAGAAGUUGGAGGAUUUGUAUGAACAGAUUGUAUUGGAGAUGAUUGAACUUCGAGAAUUAGAUACUGCGAGGGCUAUUCUAAGGCAGACUCAAGCAAUGGGCUUCAUGAAGCAGGAGCAGCCUGAACGGUAUCUACGGAUGGAGCAUCUUUUAGUACGGACAUAUUUUGAUCCUCGGGAGGCUUAUCACGAGUCAUCGAAGGAGAAACGGCGGGCACAAAUAGCACAAGCUUUGGCGACAGAAGUAACCGUUGUUCCACCUUCAAGACUUAUGGCUUUAAUUGGUCAAGCUUUGAAGUGGCAGCAACAUCAAGGAUUGCUCCCCCCAGGUACACAAUUUGACCUUUUCAGGGGAACAGCUGCAGUGAAGGCAGAUGAGGAAGAAAUAUAUCCAACAACACUGGGACACACUAUAAAGUUUGGUAAGCAAAGCCACCCAGAAUGUGCUCGCUUCUCCCCUGAUGGACAGAACCUUGUUUCGUGCUCAGUUGAUGGAUUCAUAGAGGUCUGGGACUAUAUCAGUGGAAAACUUAAGAAGGAUCUUCAAUACCAAGCUGAUGAUGCCUUUAUGAUGCACGAUGAUGCAGUUCUUUGUGUUGACUUCAGUCGUGAUUCAGAGAUGUUGGCUUCAGGUUCACAGGAUGGGAAAAUUAAGGUAUGGCGUAUACGAACAGGUCAAUGCUUAAGGCGUCUAGAGCGUGCACAUUCUCAGGGUGUCACAAGCCUUGCUUUUUCUCGUGAUGGAAGCCAGCUUUUAAGCACAUCCUUUGAUGGGAUUGCAAGAAUACAUGGCCUUAAAUCUGGGAAGACACUGAAGGAAUUUCGUGGCCAUACAUCGUAUGUCAAUGAUGCAAUAUUUACAAGCGAUGGUAGUCGUGUUAUUACAGCUUCCAGUGAUUGUACUGUAAAGGUCUGGGAUGUGAAAACGACAGAUUGUAUUCAAACAUUUAAACCUCCACCUCCUCUCAGGGGUGGUGAUGCAUCAGUAAAUUCAGUGCAUCUUUCUCCGAAGAAUCCAGAACACAUUAUUGUCUGUAACAAAGCAUCAUCAAUAUAUGUGAUGACACUCCAAGGACAGGUUGUAAAAAGUUUUUCAUCCGGUAAAAGGGAGGGAGGAGAUUUUAUCGCUGCAUGCGUUUCACCGAAAGGAGAGUGGAUUUACUGUGUUGGUGAAGACAGGAAUAUCUAUUGCUUCAGUCAACAGUCUGGGAAACUGGAACAUCUCAUGAAGGCUCACGAGAAGGACAUAAUUGGUGUAACACAUCACCCUCAUAGGAAUUUGUUGGUAACAUAUGGUGAAGAUAGCACUAUGAAGAUCUGGAAACCCUAAUUUGGGUCGAGUUAGUUACAUUUCUGUUUUUAUGGAAAUUUAUUAAUUUUUGACAACAUGCUGUAGAAUCAGCGGGAGCUCUUUUUACUCUAAAAACUGGAAGUGUAUAUUUAAUUUAUAAUUAAUCAAUCUUUUUUUUAACCUUC